UUUUUCACAGCACACCAAUUCCUCGACCAUAUGUAAGCUGUAACAGCGAGACGCACCGAGAGAAAGUAAAAGCAAAAGAAAAACUAUUGUGGGAACUUCAUUCCUUUUGUAGCAAAAAGAAGAAGAUGAUCAGAGUUUCAAUCUUUUCUCACCGCUGAAGUCUCGCAGUUCUACUACAAGAGAGAGUGAUGAAAAUUGCACCCAAAACCAGAGGAAGCUUUUUUCAAUCGCAAUUCAGUUAGUGAUCAAUCAAUCAUUCGAUCGUUAAAAGAAAUGAUUUUUACGGAAACCCUCACCCUCUUUAUUUCGAUUUUCAUUCUCUUCUUCAUCAAAUCUCAAUCAUCAAUUCCGUGUAACAGAUCAUGCGGCGGCGCAGCCGAAGUUCCUUAUCCAUUUGGGUUUUCUAAUGGUUGUGGAAUUCAAUUAAACUGCAAUGAAAUAGAAGGAAUUCGAAUCCAUGAAUUCAAAGUAGAAAGCAUAACUAAUGAUACUAUCGCUAUAGAGUUACCAGAAAGCUGUGGUCGUCCUAUCAGAAAUGUGAAACAUCUAUUCAGUAAAAAUUAUGGAUUAACAUCUCAAAACGGGUUGUUACUAGGGAAAUGCCGUUCAAAGCUUCUUCAUAAAUGUACAGAACCAGCAGCUUUCGUUGAGACCAAUUUUAAAUCCACCGGUUGUGGUAAUUUGAGCUGUUACUCUAACGGAACAAAUGGUUUUAUGGAUUUUGAAAAUAUAAGUCAGAGUGGGUGUAAGACUUUAUUCUCAUCGAUUGCUUUGGGUCAUCGGAAUUCAAAGAAUCUCAGUUCUUCCGUUUCUUUACAAUUUCAAUCUCUUCAAUUAGAAUGGUGGUUAGAAGGUUCUUGUUCUGAUAAGUUUUGUUCUCAGAAUUCUAAUUGUACGGAUGUAGUUACUCCUUCUGGGCCAGGAUACCGGUGCCACUGCCAAGAAGGAUUCUUCGGAGAUGGCUAUCGUUCCGGUGAGGGUUGUCGGAAAGUUUCUUCAAGUUGCAACCCUUCGAAGUACAUGUCAGGCAAGUGUGGGGGAACUACCAGGGUCGGUGUUCUAAUCGGAGGCAUUGUUGCUGGAGCUAUUUUUAUGGCUGGCCUGGCUCUUUUAUGCUACUGCUUCAGACGUCGUCGGCCCACCUUUCAGAGAUCCCACAAGGACAUGAAACGACUAUUAUCAGAAACAAUGGGCAGCUGUAGCAUCCCUUUUUAUACCUACAGAGAAAUUGAGAAAGCCACAAACUACUUCUCAGAGGACAAUAUGUUAGGAAUAGGGGCAUAUGGAACAGUUUAUGCAGGAAUAUUUCACAAUGAUGAAUGGGUUGCCGUAAAAAAGAUCCGACAUCGCGAUCAAGAUGGGAUUGAGCAAGUCAUGAAUGAGGUCAAGCUUCUCUCUUCUGUGAGCCAUCCAAAUCUUGUUCGCCUUUUAGGAUACUGUAUAGAAAGGAGUGAGCAGAUUCUUGUUUAUGAAUUCAUGCCAAAUGGUACUUUAGCUCAACAUUUACAGAGAGAAAAGGGAGCUGCCCUUCCUUGGACAGUUCGCCUUACCAUUGCCUCCGAAACUGCACAAGCCAUCGCACAUCUCCACUCAGCCAACACACCUAUAUACCACAGAGACAUCAAGUCUAGCAAUAUACUGUUGGACGCUAAAUUCAACUCCAAGGUUGCAGAUUUUGGUCUUUCUAGAGUGGGGGUGGGAGUUACUGAGUUAUCUCACAUCUCAACAGCACCACAAGGGACACCAGGAUAUCUUGAUCCUCAAUACCAUCAGAAUUUCCACCUUUCAGAUAAAAGUGAUGUCUACAGUUUUGGGGUGGUUUUGGUGGAGAUAAUAACUGCGCAGAAGGUGGUGGACUUCUCACGGCCUCAAAGUGAGAUAAAUUUAGCUGCACUUGCCGUAGAUAAAAUAGGUAAAGGUUGUUUGGAUGACAUAAUAGACCCAUUCAUUGAGCCUAACAGGGAUGCAUGGACACUUUCCUCCGUACACAAGGUGGCAGAAUUGGCAUUUAGAUGCCUUGCGUUUCAUAGGGACAUGAGGCCUUCUAUGAUGGAAGUAGCUAGUGAACUAGAUUGCAUCAGGCAUAGUGCUUGGGCACCGGUGGAAGAGGGCAUCUGUGGAGCAUCAUCAGUAGGCUCAACUUGUUCUUCCGUGUAUGAUGAAAGUGAUCAGAAGUUGGAUGGGUCAUCGGUAAUCAAGAAAGUGACGGAGAGUCAUAGACUAACUGUGUCGCAGAGGGUUAAGCUUGUGACUUCCAUUCACGAGGUAAAAGAUAGCUCCCCUGUUUCUGUGCAUGCACCAUGGUUCAGUGAAGACAGCUCACCAUCGUCAAACAGUUUGUUGGAGAAUGUGGUUAACUGAACCAAAUGUUAUCAACUUCAUCUCAAUUUGUGAAUAUCAGAAAGGGUUUUCUUGUGAUUCUCCGACACUUCCAUUCGUCAUGUUUUCUCUCUACUAUAGCUAUGCAUUAAUGCUCUAAUGCUCUUUAGCUACCUUCCAUUUCAAAUUUAUCUGAAGCAUAUGGAGGAAUGUUGCGUAUUUAGUGUAGGCUGUAGAAACAUAUUCAAAAACAUAAACUUGAAAUCAAAUAGAAUUAUACAAAGGAUAUUGAAUA
Molecule: messenger RNA, 2614 nt
Organism: Papaver somniferum (opium poppy)
Lineage: Eukaryota; Viridiplantae; Streptophyta; Magnoliopsida; Ranunculales; Papaveraceae
Product: wall-associated receptor kinase-like 14
Exons: 3
Coding region: 274-2361 (695 amino acids)
Biological process (GO): protein phosphorylation
Molecular function (GO): protein kinase activity; ATP binding
Source: RefSeq, a predicted model, not a curated record